AUUAUAUAAGCCUCAUGAUCACUUCGUCAUUAUUAUCAAAAGAAGAUGCUAUCGAAGUGGAGCAGUAGUUGCACGAGAAUUUCCCAGCGAUGGGUAUUCGCCAUAAUGGCCUUUCUUGGCCUGUGGCUGGGCAACGGAUUGCGAGUCGCUUUGUCCAUUACGAUAACAGAAAUGACUGUACCCAUAGCGGAAGCGACGCAUCAACUCGAUGAUACUUGUGCAACCAUUGAAAAGCCAGUGUUGAAAAAUGUCACCACCACCGACACCGACUACCUCUACGAUUGGGACGAAUAUACGCAGUCAUUUUUGCAUUCCCUUCAGGGCAUUGUUCUAUCCUCGUAUUUCGUUGGGUACGUAAUAAUGCACUUCCCGGCUGGCUUCCUUUCCGAGCGCUACGGUGGCAAGCACUUCCUAGGCAUGAGCGUCAUCGUGCCCUCCGUACUGACUUUUUUUACCCCAAUGGGCCUAAAGUACGGUGGGGCUACGGCACUUACGAUUAUGCGGUCCUUAAUGGGCCUGGCCGGUGGUGCCAUGUACCCUGCCGUAAGCGCGAUGCUGCCCCGUUGGUCAGCCCCAAUCGAGAGAACAAAAUUCGGAAGCUUCGUGUACUCCGGGGGCAUGUUUGGCACCGUGUGCGGCAAUACAAUAGCCGCUCUGAUAAUAAGCUACUCUGGCUCGGGCUGGCCAGCUGUUUUCUACAUAUUCGGUGCCGUUGGGAUGCUAUGGUUUCCCCUUUGGAUGGUGCUCUGCUACAAUAGCCCCAAAAAACAUCCCUUCAUCUCCGAGACCGAGUUGAAGUAUCUGCAAGAGACAUCGGAGAGAAAGCAAAAACCACCACCGGCGCCUUACGGACACAUUUUUCGAUCGAUGCCAAUGUGGGCGUUUGUUACCGCGCUUUUUGGAGUCGACUGGAUUUACUUUACGAUGGCAACUGAUCUGCCCAAGUACAUGAGCAGCGUCGUAAAGUUCUCGAUCGAGGACAACGGGUACCUGUCCUCCCUGCCCCACUUGGGCGGCUGGAUGAGCUCGAUUUGCAGUUUCUGGAUCCUUGACUACAUUGUGGGGCGGAAAUGGCUGAAACUAGGCUCGACCCGAAAACUGAUGGCUGUUGUGUCCUUGAUAGGACCAGCUAUAUUCGUGCUGGGCGCUUCAUACGCCGAGUGUGACCAAGUGAUGGUUGUCAUGAUGUUUGUCGUUGGGGUGACACUUCUAGGAGCGUCGUACCCCGCCAUUGUGGUCAACUCGAUGGAUUUGAGUCCCAACUACUCGGGGACGUUGAUGGCCAUUGGAAACAGCUUCGCUGCUUUGGGAGGUAUUUUCACUCCAUACGUUGUUGGGAUUCUUACUCCCAAUCAGACAAUUGCCGAGUGGAGGAUAGCUUUCUGGAUUGUUUUUGCCACGGCUGUCCUGUCUUGUAUGUUCUUUUUGGUGUUCGGCAGCGUAGAGGUACAACCGUGGAACGAUCCAGACUUUUUGAAGAACGAGGGCAAAAAGCGUGACUUGGAAAGCACGUGAGAUUUCUCAUGCGAAUUUUGAGAAAGGACUAUAUACGAUUUGUGACAACCGUUUUAUAUUUUUGUAAAACGAUGAUAUGUUAAGUGGUAGAAUCACUGCGCACUGUUUUUUGACACUCAACGUACCAAGACUUUAAUUUUUAGUAUUCAUAAUAAUGGUAUUAUACGCCUCGUAAAUCUGGGUGAUUUUGAUGGUUUACAUAUACCCUCGGAAAUAGAUUCUUUUACAACUUGAUGUUAAGAACGAAUUUAUUUCCGUGGAUGUAUACAAGGGCGUACAAAAUAUUGAUGUCGAACAGCAGGUCACUUGUUUGAAAGAUAAGCUCCGUAUUAGAAUUACAAGCUUUUUUUUUUUACAAUUUAUUGAGAUAUAAAAGUUUUGUUGUUGCAUAAUCAAACGAAGACUACAAUUUUUAUAUUAAGACCAAAGAAUGUGUUAAUGUUCAUACUAAGUUCGCUUGGUUGGUAAAAGGCACGAAUAACUAUCAAUCAAUGCGAAAUAAGCAUGCAAUGUCCAAAGACUGGGCUUAUUUUAUACAGAUAUUUCUUUAAUCGAUAGUAGUGGUUUCCUCUUGAUGAAGAUACAUUAUUACAAUGGAUAGAGAUAUAGUAAUAAUCACAAAUCUUAGGUUUAUUAUUAUUUUAUUCCUAUCCACAGGUAUACUUUUAUUAAUAAAAAGAUAUGGGCUGACAUCGAUUUGUUACGCAUCAAUUAGAGCCCCGUGGCUAAAGUUUUAGUUUCAGUUAUUGCCGCAUAAUGCUAUUCUAGAUAAUAGAAUGGCGCUAAAUUUUCGCGCUUUGCUUUUGAACACGUGAAAUGGUUAAGGCUUUAGUUCCAACUUUAGCCAUUUCAUCCUCUUUUGUACGGGCUCUUCGGCGCUAGUAGUCGCGGCUCACCUCAAAUUGUUAACUUAUUUUAUCUUACCAGCCAAUAGAAGUUAAAUCUUUAAAUAUCCCGUGCAACUAUAAUCAAUGUCAGACAAUUCUAAAUGAACUAAAAAUAGUUGCAAACAAAUUUGUUUGGAAAGUAAUUUGUAGCCGUUUUAUGAUCAACCAAACGGUGUUUGUUACAAUCGAUCACACGAUCUGAUAUAGUUAAGUAAGGGUACCAACUUACAACUUUACGAAAACUUACGAAAAUUUCAUUUACUGCGAACAUUUUGUCAGAGUUUUAUUCCAGUCUUUGGCAUUGUUCUAGGUGAAUAACAGCGCGUAAACUCGAAAAUAAGACUUAGUUGUUUUAAUGUUACAAAAAAGUACAAUAGUCCAGUUAAACUAACUCUGAAUCAAAAAGUUGUUCUGCGCUACUACUUGAUUUAUAAUAUUUACAACCUUUCUUAUAUAAAUAAAAAAAAUUGUAGGGAAGUGAAAAAACUUUUUAAAAAAUAGUGUACUAACUAAAAUAUAGAGAGCUUAAAUAUUUCAACAAAAUUACGAUGCAAAAAAUGGGCCUGUAACGAUGGAAUGCGGGUAGAUGACUUUUUAUGAGAAACGAUCGAUCCUUAGAAGAUCUGAAAAAAGUAUUUAUGAAAAAAUUGAGUCGAACAAUGAAAUGGCAAAGAUAAAAGUGGAUAAACGUAUGUAAUUUGUAUAUAUUUUUUAAAUAAUUGUUUUAAAAAAAGAAGAAAAAAAAAAAUGUUAGUUACAACUGUAGUUUUGUAUCCAAACUUUAA
Molecule: messenger RNA, 3187 nt
Organism: Copidosoma floridanum
Lineage: Eukaryota; Metazoa; Arthropoda; Insecta; Hymenoptera; Encyrtidae
Product: dietary and metabolic glutamate transporter-like
Biological process (GO): monoatomic anion transport; transmembrane transport
Cellular component (GO): membrane
Molecular function (GO): transmembrane transporter activity
Source: RefSeq, a predicted model, not a curated record